This is a messenger RNA of Gavia stellata (red-throated loon), 1065 nucleotides long. Its product is annotated as olfactory receptor 14J1-like. Gene Ontology annotation, molecular function: G protein-coupled receptor activity; olfactory receptor activity. The record is from RefSeq and is a predicted model, not a curated record. Gene Ontology annotation, biological process: G protein-coupled receptor signaling pathway. Lineage: Eukaryota; Metazoa; Chordata; Aves; Gaviiformes; Gaviidae. The transcript has 3 exons. The coding region runs from base 1 to 1065 and encodes 354 amino acids. Gene Ontology annotation, cellular component: membrane.
AUGAGGGACGAAAUGUCCAAUGGAAGCUUCAUGACUGAAUUCCUCCUCCUGGCAUUCGCAGACACCCGGGAGCUGCAGCUCUUGCACUUCUGGCUCUUCCUGGGCAUCUACCUGGCUGCCCUCCUGGGCAAUGGGAUCAUCAUCACCGCCAUAGCAUGCAACCACCACCUCCACACCCCCAUGUACUUCUUCCUCCUCAACCUCUCCCUCCUUGACCUAGGCUGCAUCUCUACCACUCUUCCCAAAUCCAUGGCCAAUUCCCUCUGGGACACCAGGGCCAUCUCUUAUGGGGGAUGUGCUCUCCAGGUCUUUAUGUUUCUAUUUUUUCUAUCAUCAGAAUAUUUUCUUCUCACUGUCAUGGCCUAUGACCGCUAUGUUGCCAUCUGCAAACCCCUGCACUACGGGACCCUCCUGGGCAGCAGAGCUUGUGUCCACAUGGCAGCAGCUGCCUGGGGCAGUGGGUUUCUCAAUGCUCUGCUGCACAUGGCCAAUACCUUUUCACUGCCACUCUGCAAAGACAAUGCCUUGUACCAAUUCUUUUGUGAAGUCCCCCAGAUCCUCAGGCUCUCCUGCUCAGACACCUACCUCAGCGAGGUUGGGCUUAUUGCUUUUAUUGCUUUUCUAGUUUUCGGGUGUUUUGUUUUCAUGGUGCUGUCCUAUGUGCAGAUCUUCAGGGUCGUGCUGAGGAUCCCCUCUGAGCAGGGACGGCACAAAGCCUUUUCCACCUGCCUCCCUCACGUGGUCGUCGUCUCCCUGUUUAUCAGCACUGCCAUGGUUGCCUACCUGAAGCCGCCCUCCAUCUCCUCCCCACUUCUCAAUCUGAUGGUGUCAUUUCUGUACUCGGUGGUGCCUCCAGCAGUGAACCCCCUCAUCUACAGCAUGAGGAACCAGGAGCUCAAGGAUGCCCUGAGGAAACUGGAUCCUGAACUCCACCACUUUGUGGUCUCUACAGCCCCAUCUCAUGGUCACAAGGCCGCCUUUGACCUUCAGAUCCCCAACAAGCCCCUCCUUGUUGGUAUCAGGGUGAUUGAUGUCUCCCAUGAGGACCAGGGCCUGCAAAUGUGA